This is a messenger RNA of Phaedon cochleariae (mustard beetle), 672 nucleotides long. The record is from the annotation of a GenBank genome assembly. Lineage: Eukaryota; Metazoa; Arthropoda; Insecta; Coleoptera; Chrysomelidae.
AAGCCGCCGGAGAUAACUACUUCAAGAUCGCCAAAGUUAUGUUGCAUAAUUCUCUCGGACAAAAAUCUGCAUAAAUCAGUUUUGUUUUCUGAUAAAAACAAGAAGUUACUCCAGUUCUUUGGCAGCGGCACGUUGCAGUCCUCAAUGUCUCUGCGCACGAAAGUUGGAGCAUGGAAGGCUUUUUCUGGGACAAACUGCGAGCUUCUGGGACGCCUCGGACAGUCGCCACUUGAGGAGGACGUCCUUAGCAAUGUCGAGAAAUUUGUCGUCAAACUGUAUAAGGUUGAUUCCAGCAUCACAUGCUCAAACGAUGCCCGAUGUUAUUUAUUUGGAGCUGUAAGAAAUCCAGAAUUUCUCCCGCCGACAACUGAUGCACUUCGUUUCCAUAUUAAGCGAUGCAACUACCAGGUGUGUGUUUGGGAGAAUGCGCAUAUCCCCAAACCGUCACUACCUAGACUGCAGGACUGUGGCUGGAUUGUGCAGAGAGAACAAGUUGUUCCUCGUUUAAUAACACUGGAUCCCAUUCCUAAGACGUGCCCAGAAAUAGUUGUCUGUCAUUGCAAAGGACAUUUUAAUACAAAAAAUUGCAGUUGUAGAAAAGCCAAUGUCUCUUGCAUCAAACUGUGCACUCCCUGUAAACGUUCUUGCCUGAACUCUGGAGACACACAAUAA